Molecule: messenger RNA, 1629 nt
Organism: Trichechus manatus latirostris (Florida manatee)
Lineage: Eukaryota; Metazoa; Chordata; Mammalia; Sirenia; Trichechidae
Gene: ZNF497
Product: zinc finger protein 497
Biological process (GO): regulation of transcription by RNA polymerase II
Molecular function (GO): RNA polymerase II cis-regulatory region sequence-specific DNA binding; DNA-binding transcription factor activity, RNA polymerase II-specific
Source: RefSeq, a predicted model, not a curated record
AUGGCUGCCCAGAGGAGCAAGGCAUCAGUUCUGGCUCCCCAGAUCACCCAGGGUCUGCCCACACUGAUGGCAGAUGAACUCAGCCCAGAGACCCCUGGCCAGCGCUUCCGGCAUUUUCCUCCUUUCUCUCCUGUUUCAGAUCGCAGUGCCAAGGUGGAUUCCUCGGGACACUUGGCUCCUGGGGAAGGGGACGCUCCCUGGAAUGCACUGGAGACUAACUCGAGGGGUCCUUGUGAGGGGGCUGCGUCUGGAGGCCACUGGGCCUGGGAGGACCCCUCAGAAGGAACAGGGGAGGCAGCGUACAGUCAGGAGCAGGGGGCCAUGCUGAGGGCCACAGCAGACCAGGGAGACCCAGGAGGGAAGCCGGAGCCCACGGACUCCUUUCAGGCCAGGCCCCAGAGGGAUGAGAAGGACCUGGUGCCGAGCCCUCCGCCCCUCGCCGGGGAGCGGGGCUGCUGGUGCAGCGAGUGCGGCAAGACGUUCAGCCAGAGCUCCUACCUGCUGCAGCACCGGCGCGUGCACACUGGCGAGAAGCCGUACACCUGUGCAGAGUGCGGCAAGGCCUUCGCCUGGAGCUCCAACCUCAGCCAGCACCAGCGCAUCCACACGGGCGAGAUGCCAUACGCAUGCCGCGAGUGCGGCAUGGCCUUCCGCGCGCACUCACAGGUCACCCACCACCAGAAGACACACAGCGGCGUGAAGCCCUUCUGCUGCUCCGACCGCGGCAAGGCCUCCGGCCGCAGCACCACGCUGGUGCAGCACUGCCGCACGCACACGGGGGAGAAGCCCUACGUGUGCCCUGAGUGCUGCAAGGCCUUCAACCAGAACUCUAACUUCCAGGAGCACCGGCGAGUGCACACGGGCGAGCGGCCCCACGCCUGCCUGGCCUGCGGCAAGGCCUUCAGCCAGAGCAACCUGGCGGAGCACCUGAAGAUCCACGCCGCCGCGCAGCCACACGCCUGCCCCGACUGCCGCAAAGCCUUUCUGCGCGCGGCCGGCCUGCGGCAACACAGACGCACCCACAGCGGCGGGCGGUCCUUCGCCUGCGCCCACUGCGGUAAGCGCUUCAGAGACAGUUCGCAGCUGCUGCAGCACCAGCGCACGCACACCGGCGAGCGGCCCUUCGAGUGCACUGAGUGAGGCCAGGCCUUCGUCGUGGGCUUCAACCUGGCCGAGCACCGGCGCGUGAACACGGGAAAACCCCACGCGUGCGCCCAGUGCGGCAAGGCCUUCAGCCAGCGCUCCAACCUGCUCAACCACCAGCGCAUCCACUCGGGCGCCAAGCCCUUCGCCUGCGCUGACUGCGGCAAGGCCUUCAAGGGCAGCUCGGGCCUGGCGCACCACCGGCGCACCCACACCGGAGAGCUGGCCUUCGCCUUUGCCUAGUGUGGCAAGCCCUUUCGCGGCAGCUCUGAGCUGCGCCAGCACCAGCGCCUGCACUCCGGGGAGAAGCCCUUCGUCUGCGACGACUGCGGCAAGGCUUUCGUGCGCAACUCAGAGCUGGUGAGCCACCGGCGUACGCACACGGGCGAGCGGCUCUAUGCGUGCGGCGAGCGCAGGAAGCUUUUCAGUCACCGCUUCAACCUCAACGAGCAGCAGAAGCGGCACGCGGGCCCCGCCGCGUCCUGA